CCCCCCCCAAACAGAAACAACCCAACCUCCCCUGCGCCUCUUUCCCCUGAAUCAACAUACUGAUGUUAUCUGGUGGAACAAAAUGUGAGUGGUGCUGCUGCAGCCAUGCUGAUGUAUGAUUACCCCCUGAAGACAGACAUGGACACGUCCUUCUACUCAUCGCUGAUGAAGAGCCCCGAGCCGUACGGCGUCAUCUUCUCCCACCCGGCCCAGUUCUACCACCAGAGCCACAUGCAGGCCCUGGCCCAGUCCCACGGCCAGCUGGAGCCCGUGGACCUGUCCCUCAGCAAGCGCUCGUCCUCCUCCUCGCCGCUGUCCUCCUCCGCCUCCUCGCCGGCGUCCUCGCGCAGCACCCCGCCGUCCCCCUACAGCGCGGCGAGACGCACAUCCCCGCGCUGCUCCCCCCAGCUGGGCCGGCGACACCCCUCGCCGCCCCGCGCCCUCCCGCCGCCCGCCUCCCCGCUGCCGUACCCGACCAUGGUGGCUCCUCUGAUGGGCUCGGGCUCCGGGGUCAUCCAGAGCUCGGGAGGGGUCAUGGUGUCUCCGGUCAUGGUGCCUCUGUCCGUCCUCUACUCCUCCCCUCUGCACCUGCACCAGCCCAUAAUGAUGACCACGCCCGUUACCGCCGACGACCACCACCACCAUCAUCAUCAUCGAAGCAGAGAGCACAAGACAGUUCCGCCCACCCAGGCUUUCGACGGGCGAGGCGACGCCCACGACCUGCACAGGCCAAUCAAAGCAGAGCCUCGCGCCGAGCUGGUCCACGAGCAGCACGACAUGAAGUCACCAGUCAUCAGAAUACCACAGGACUAUGAGUGCAACAACCCGUCCGUCAUCGUUCGCUCGGGUGCUCAGCAUCCUCUCCCGGCAGACUCCCCUGACACCAUGAAGAAGAGGAGGAUCCACCGCUGCGACUUCACGGGCUGCAACAAAAUCUACACCAAGAGUUCUCACCUCAAAGCGCACCGCAGGACACACACAGGCGAGAAGCCCUACAAGUGCACGUGGGAAGGCUGCACGUGGAAGUUCGCCCGGUCGGACGAGCUGACGCGACACUUCCGCAAGCACACGGGAGUGAAACCCUUCCAGUGUCCCGACUGCGAGCGCAGCUUCUCCCGCUCCGACCACCUGGCCCUGCACAAGAAGCGCCACCUGCUGGUGUGAGAACCAUCGCUCUCUACCACUCGGACUUGUAUAAAUAUUGCUCAGCUUCUACAAACACCUUCAUCACGCAUCUUCACCUGGGGGGGACGUGGGUUCUCUAUGAGGGGUCCCCGGCAGCUCAGCUGGCUUGAGAGUGCUUCCCCCUUGUGGCCGUGGAAAGCACUGCAAGCCUGGCUGCACAAAGGGCAUUAUUGUUUCCCCUUCUCACAUUCAAAACCAACUAAAGCUACGCAGGGCUCACUUUUGACACUUGCCACCAUGUUGUUUUAUCACAAAGAGUUACAUACGAGUGAAAAGUGCGAUAUCUAACAUUUCAACUCCUGUAAUCCUCUGUAAUGUUUGAUCGCCUCAUAUCCACCUUUCAUUUCUUCAAGCUUUAUUUUGUCUUCAUUGUCAGACGUUUGGGGAAAACCUUUUUUUUAUCAUCACUUUGGUUUUAGUCCAGCCUACUUUGCUUUUCAGUGUUAGCACUGGUGAUGUGCGAUACCGCCGAUUUGACCUUUCCAAGCCGAUACCGAGUCAAUUCACGAUACCUAAAGUUUACAAAAAAAGUAAUUCAUCUCAUAGCGUAAAGAAUGCAAGACUAAGAGUUCUUUCUUUCUUUCAACUGAGGUAUAUUGAUGUUGUGAUGUCAAUGACGAUGUAGCCAGGCUAAUGCAACCGAACAAAUUCCUACAAAGUACACAAACAUGUUGUUAUAGCCCAUAAAAAAGGAAAUAAGCAAUAAAAUAAUUAAUUAAUAAGCGCUAUUAUUAAAAUAAAAAGGGGGGAAAAACAACAGUAAAAUUGAAGAAAAGGAGCAAGAAUUUCGGAAUUUAAUGAGAAAAAGCUUUUUUUUUUUCUUUUAUUGUAUUUUUUUUAUAAUUAUGACUUCAUCUCAUAAUUUCGAUUUUUUUAUCUCAUAAUUUUGAUUUUUUAAUCUCAUAAUUUCGAUUUUUUUAUCUCAUAAUUUUGAUUUUUUUAUCUCAUAAUUUCGAUUUUUUAUCUCAUAAUUUU
This is a messenger RNA of Entelurus aequoreus (snake pipefish), 2160 nucleotides long. It is a transcript of the gene klf3, whose product is annotated as Kruppel like factor 3 (basic). Gene Ontology annotation, biological process: regulation of transcription by RNA polymerase II. The coding region runs from base 106 to 1164 and encodes 352 amino acids. Gene Ontology annotation, molecular function: DNA-binding transcription factor activity, RNA polymerase II-specific; RNA polymerase II cis-regulatory region sequence-specific DNA binding. Lineage: Eukaryota; Metazoa; Chordata; Actinopteri; Syngnathiformes; Syngnathidae. The transcript has 6 exons. The record is from RefSeq and is a predicted model, not a curated record.